Molecule: messenger RNA, 6221 nt
Organism: Spirometra erinaceieuropaei
Lineage: Eukaryota; Metazoa; Platyhelminthes; Cestoda; Diphyllobothriidea; Diphyllobothriidae
Source: the annotation of a GenBank genome assembly
AUGCUCUUUGGUCUGAGGAACGCCACUCAAACCUUUCAGCGAUUCAUUGAUCAGGUUCUGCGAGGUCUCGACUUCGUCUACGCCUACAUUGAUGAUUUGCUGGUGGCUAGUUCUGACGCUGCUGAACACGAGAUUCAUCUUCGACAGCUCUUCGAACGGCUCGACUCCUACGCCGUUAUCAUCAAUGCCGCCAAAUGUGAGUUUGGAGUCCCCAGUCUUAUCUUUCUUGGUCACGAAGUGAACUCAGAUGGGAUAAAGCCCGUCCCGGAAAAAGUUUCGGCCAUAUCAACGUUCCCCGUCCCGACAACCAUCAGCCAACUACGCCGAUUCUUGGGGAUGGUGAACUACUAUCACCGUUUUCUUCCCCAUGGUGCCACCAUACUGCAGCCUCUCAACAGCUUGCUGACCCACUCCAAGAAGACACUAGUGAUGACCGAGGAGGCCGUCAGGUCCUUCAAUGACGUCAAGGCCGCACUUGCGGACGCAAAAUUGCUUGCCCAUCCUCGCUCAGAUGCCCAACUAACUCUCAUGACAGAUGCUUCCAGCACUGCCGUUGGUGCGUCACUUCAGCAAACUGUUCGUGGUGUUCUACAGCCUUUGGCUUUCUUCUCGAAGAAGCUCAGCCCAGCAGGGACCCGCUACAGUGUCUUCGGCCGCGAACUCCUUGCCGUCUAUCUAUCCAUCCGGCACUUCCGCCAUUUCCUCGAGGGUCGUGAAUUUGUUGUUCUAACAGAUCACAAGCCACUCGUUUUUGCACUGAGGACCUCUCCCGAUCGAUACUCGCCCCGUGAAAUCCGUCAUCUUGACUUCAUCUCACAGUUUUCCUGCGACAUCCAACAUGUCCACGGUAAGGAAAAUGUGGUUGCUGAUGCUCUUUCAAGAAUCAAGAUGGCCUCCAUCACAACUGACGCCAUAGACUUCACACCCAUGGCUCAGCGAUCGGAUGACGAGCUCUCCCAAUACCGCCACGAGAACUCUUCUUUACGCCUUCAAGAGGUCCCCCUUCCCACUGGCACAGGCACCAUCACGUGUGACCUUUCUACCGGACACGAACGUCCUUCUGUUCCAGCAACUUUACGACGACGAGUGUUCAACGCUCUCCACAAUCUAUCCCACCCUGGAGUCCGGGCGACAAUGAAACUCAUCACUGACCGAUUCGUCUGGCCCAACAUCAACCGGGAUGUACAGCGUUGGACCCGCUCCUGUCUACCAUGUCAACGAGCCAAAACGCAUCGGCAUACUAUUACUCCGCCAGGAACUUUCGCCACCCCUGAUGCACGCUUCAGUCAUGUGCAUAUUGACCUGGUAGGUCCGCUGCCACUAUCUAACGGUUCUACCUAUAUGCUGACAUGUACUGAUCGCUUUACUCGGUGGCCGGUUACUGCGCCCAUUCCGGACAUCAGUGCUGAAACCGUUGCGAAAGCUUUCUUGACUCAUUGGGUGUCCAAUUUUGGAGUUCCCGCGACUGUCGCCACUGACCGCGGAUCCCAAUUCGAGUCCAUGCUGUUUCGCGAACUCACUUCCCUUCUCGGUAACAACCGAAUCCGAACAACAGCGUACCACCCUCAAGCAAACGGUCUCGUCGAACGUUUCCAUCGACUGCUCAAGACUUCCCUUAUGGCCCAGCCUGAUCCUUCCCGAUGGUCUGAUCACCUUCCCUGGUGCUGUUGUCCCUCCGUUCCACUCUCAAGGCCGACAUCGGUUGCACUGCAGCUGAUCUUGUCUACGGAACCUCCCUACGACUGCCGGGUGAGUUAGUUUCUCCUUCAAACACGCUAACGUUUUUUGAACCUUGCAGUUAUGUGGAGCGACUACGUAGUGCCAUGCGCAAUCUCCGCGCAACGCCCCCUCGGGCGUCACCGGCCAAUUCCUUCAUCCCACCCGACCUGGAUAAGUGCGAUUUCGUCUGGGUUCGGCAUGACGCUGUCCGACGACCACUCUAACCACCCUAUGACGGGCCGUAUAAAGUCCUUCGCCGAUCUGACAAAGAUGUUGUCAUCGAACGCAACGGCAAGACCGACACAGUCAGCAUUGAUCGCGUCAAACCGGCCUACAUCGACGACAGUGACCAUUCCUCAACUCAAAAACGCACCCCGCCUCAGACAGUGCGGCCUCCUCCACCUACUGGCGAUAGCCCCCCUCCGGUUCGCCACACACGAUCUGGUCGCCACGUCCACUGGCCCGACAGGUUUGUGGCUGGCUAGCGUGUCGACGCCUUCACUUUGUUUGGUGUCUGGGGGGGAGUUGUAGCAGCUGCUCCAGUCCCCCUUUUCUCCAGCUCCCUUUGUCGGUCGAUGACCGCGAUAAGCACUGACAGGCCGCUGACGCACGACCACCCCCGCCGGCUAGAAUUGGGACACCUCCUGUCCAGCUGCAGUGACUCCCGGCUGCACUCAAAAACUAGUAUCGCCUAACGCGCGUCGAACGCUUUGGCUUGAUUCCCGUGAGGCCUUGUGAGUAUGCGCCCUCCACUCGUCCUCUAAUUUGUCCAAUCACACGACAACCACUCAGACAGUCACCCCCUCCUGCUGACCUAGACACUCACACCCGCGUAAACAACACACACCGUGACUGACGCUCUCCGUGAACGGACGCUUUUCUCUGUUGCAAGCAAACCGCCAACUUACGGCAACCUGCCCUGUAUACAGAAUAAACUAGUCCUCACAGCUCCCUGACUUCUGACAGUAGACGAAACGAACUUAUUGUGCGUGGUUUAAGUCGAUCUCACAUCCUUGACCGCCACACACUAAAACCGAAGCCAAUACUUUGCAGAAACAAAUGCGCAGAUAUAUGAUUUGCAAUGUUACGCAGUAUAAAAUUAUGCUUACGUUUUAUCCUCUCCUUGUAUCGCAACUUAUUACCUCAAUAACUUCUAACGCUUGUUCUAUAACAUUGCCGCAACUAGAGUUUGCGUCGCCGAAGAUGAAAAGAUCGGGUAUCUCGUCUGGUCAUUUUCUCUAAGGACUAGCAGAGGCGUAGCUCUCAGCGACUAAAAGGUCAACAGGUUCUAUAUGGACCAACGAAAUUUUGGAGUUAGCCGUAUAUAUAGACGGCUGCGAACACGCGCUGGCACCCAUUGUGUCUCCGGCCACAAUUCUAGCACUCAGAGAUGGCGAGGAGGCCGCGAGCCCUCGCAUUUUAGCGAGAGUUCUUCGAAGCAUUACAAGGUACUGGACGGGUUUUUCGCAGCGGUAAAAAGAUUAAAAUAUUGUUAACUUACAACAAAACGAACUGGACAGCAAAUACAACUGCCGCUUUGCCAUAGUAACUAAAAGAGAUGGUUUGACACGACGUCAAUAAACAGGCAAUUGGAAAAAUGCAGCUAAUUUAGUAGACCAUCUUAUAAGACAGAGGAAAAUUAUACCCUGCAAUAAAAACCUUCUUUUAAGAGGAACCGAAUCACAAAUGCGCAUUAAUUGCCUAGGAAUAUCGAAGCAAAGGCAAAGCUUCAUUUAUCUCUGAAAUUGAGCUGCGCACAUUGACCUUACAUGCAUACAUUAUUGUGUCGCUCAUUAAACGACCUCUCUAGCUAAAAUGUUUAAAAAAAUUUUUACCAUUAGAACUGCUGAUUUCUCCGUAGCCAGUCAGGUUCUCAGCUCUUCGCAACGUGGAUUUUUUGCUCGAUCACCCUUGUGGAACAUGUCAUACGUCUUUUCGGAAUUACCUCUCUUUGUAAGGACCACUUUUCCGUCAUCGUUAUCUAUUUUAUAUCCUAGUAUAGUCUUUAAUAAAGUGCCACAUUGACAGCUGUUAGUUAGACUAGAGACUCUAGGACCUGGUGGUCCCUUUUUAGAUUUUAGCAAAUGGCACCUAUGUAGCCGGAACCAAAAGGUCUUGGCGGGGAUCCCAUUUUCCGAUGCGGACCCUAUUGUAAGUCUUAUCCUUCGAAGUAAUAUGUUAGGUCCACUUUUGUUUUUGGUUUACGUUAACGAUAUUUCGUCGGCAGUUAAAUAUUCUCGAUCUUUUAUUCGUGCUGAUCGUCUCAAAUACCUAUAUUCUUUCUUUAAUUCUACGAAGCAACAUUGCCUGGAGCAGAUCCAUAACGAUUUGCUCGCCCUUUCCACAUGGCACUCAACGUGUUAAAUAGAAAUAUCCCCCUUUAAAUGUUGAUACAUGUGUUUCAGACCUGAAAUGUAACACCAAACUGAGUAAUGCUCAGCACGGAUUUCUCAUGGCUCGGUCUUGUGACACCUGUCAGCUCUCUUUCUUUGACCAUGUUCUCCAAUGUAGGGACGAUGGCUUUGCACUUCACACAGUCUAUUUCGAUUUCAUUAACAGAUUUUUUAUCGUAUUGACCAUGCUCUUUUUCCCUCAAACCUUCCCCCUUUCGAAAUAGGUGUUAAACUUCUGAAGUUUGCAUCCCCCUACCCUGCCGCUCGCACAAAACGUGUUAAGAUUUCCCAUGCCAUCUCCAACCCCACAUGUGUGAGGAGUGGAGUCAUUCAGGGUAGUGUACUCGACCCGCUUUUAUGUUGCCUUUUUGUUAACGAUGUACCCGAUGUAUGUCAAAAUGGCAAACCCUUCAUGUAUGCCGAUGAUCUGAAUGUUGCAUAUCAAUAUAAGCCGGCAGAUCGUGACAUCGUGCUUGAACUCCUGCAGAGCGACCUACAGGCCUUUGCCCAGUGGUGUCGCACAUGGCGCCUUUCUCUUUCUUGGCAUUAAUGCUUAGUCGUGGUGGUUGGCGACGGUCACCAACCUCAACUAAUUAUUGACAGUCACGACAUAAAUGUGCCUGAAGUAAUUAAGGAUCUGGGCUAUCAUAUUCCUAGUGUCUUAAUAUUUGGGAGCACUGCGCCGUGAUAGUCUCCAAAACACGUAGAUCGACCGGGUUUUCCUUCAGAAUUUUAAAACUAGAGAUGUUAUAAUUCGCCUUUACAACAUGUACGUUAGACCUGACCUGCAAUACUGUUCGUUUUUACUUAACCUCAUGCGUGUUGCUGGUCGGAAGAAAAUAGGAUCCGUCCAGCAUUUUUUACCAAAUUAUUUUAACCACAGACCACCGGAAUUUGGUUUACCAAGAACGUUGCCGGCUUAUAGGCCUUGAUCCUUUCUGAUUUCGUCAAUUUCAAAAGGGGCUAUUUUUACGGUUUAAGCUCUUAAAUAGCCGUACUUUUAACAUGCUUACUAUUUUUCAACAUCUUACCCACCCCCGGCGUAACAGUCAACGUGAGGUCUUUUUAUUACUUCCUCUGGCACGUACUGUUAAGUAUCGUCUCUUCUUUUAUGAAACUGAAGCUGCUCUUCGGAAUAAUCUACCCAGAAAUGUGAGAACUCUGAAAAUUGACCCUUUACUUAAGAGAACUAUUACUCAAUUUUUGCAUUCAGAAUAGUUCCCAAAAAUAUUUGGUGCUGAAUCCAGUGUUCAACACUACCGUAGCGAUGGCGCUUGUGGUCUCUGACUACUAUGGCCGGUCUCACCAGGAGCCAUUUCUUUGGCCAACAGCGACAGCUGUUCUUCGGCGCUUCUGUUUGGACUUGACCCAACUUCAUGAAAGGAAUUGGCGACUGAUAAUAUCCGAUAACGUGCAACCCUUCCCUUCUUGACUGUCGACAAUUUGCGGUCAGCAGUUUUUUUUCCGAACCCUCCAAACCAUAAAAACCACCAUCAACUUUAUUUUUAAUUCUUUUCGACAGGAUUUUUUCACUGCUGUCUGGAUUUGUGUUUGACGCUUCCCUGACAAUGCCUGUAAACUUUUAUUAAAUAAAAUUAUUAUUAUUAUUAUUAAAACUGUGUCUUCCACCAGUAAUUAUUCAGGUCUAAACCGUACCAAUGAUCAAGAUCCUUUGCCACAUGGCCAAAGCUGCCUAGAUGUGUUGUUCCAUUUCCUAUAAUCUCUAUCCUCUCGAGAAUAAAUUAAGACUUUUUCGAACAUGUGUCCAAAGGAUUCUGAAACAUAGCCACCCAUGCUUUAAUUAAAUGAGCAGGGUUAUUCGUUCCAAAAUUAAAGGUGACCGAAGAGAUUUUACUAGAAAGCUCUUAGGCAUGAUACUUCCAAAUAAUUUCUACGCAAAUAAAUGUCAUCAAACUAAUCUAAAAUUUUUCCAAGAACCUGCCUUCUGCCUUCUUCUUCGUAUUAAUAACAGCUCAAAUCGUCCUCGGAUUUUAGCUCCCACACCUGUUACUCCCUCAUUCAGCCAUCUCGAUUCUUCCUCAAUUAUAGUUCAUUCCCCACCUCCUCCUCCUCCUCCUCCUCCUCCUCCUCCUCCUCCUCCUCCUGUAA